ACGACGAGACUCUUACGCUUAUUCAAGACGGAAGUUAGCUUUAUGUGCAAUCUGCAUUCAGCUGGAAACUUUUGAUAUAACAGAAAUAUUUUAGUUGAUGAAGCAACAACUGGAGUUUCAAGGAGAGAGUAACUGCUGCUGCCGAAGAAGAAACGAUCGUCCGGUAUGAGGAGGAGACCAACCGUGAGCGCAGGCUGCUGGAUAUCAGACCCGAGAUAAAGUCGCACAGAACAGACCUCCCACAGCACUAUGAAGUGUAAGGAAGAAGAGGGUCUCGAUGAUCAGCAGGUCUGUAACCAGGAGUGGAACUCCAGUCUGGACCAGGAGGAUCCAGAGCAUCCACAGAUUAAAGAGGAACUGGAUGAACUCUGCAUCAGUCAGGAAGGAGAGCAUCUUCUACUGAAGCAGGAGACUGAAGGCAUCAUUGUCUGGACCGGGGAAGAGAGGCGCAAACUGCUGGAUACCAUCUGGAAACCUGAAAUAAAGUUACACAGAACAGACCUCCCACAACAGCAUGUCUGUAAGAAAGAGGGAGGUCUGGAUGACCAGCAGGUCUAUAACCAGGAGAGGAACUCCAGUCUGGACCCGGAGGACCCAGAGCUUCCACAGAUUAAACAGGAACCAGAGGAACUCUGCACAAGUCAGGAAAGAGAGCCGCUUGUACAAAAGCAGGAGGCUGAUACCUUUAUGGUGCCUCCUACAAACAGUGACCAGCUCCUUUCUUACAACUCACCUGAACCAGAGAGUUGCGAUCAGGACGAAUGUGAGCAUGUGGACUCAGGAUCAACUAUUAAUGCAGAGCCAAAGACGAGGAGACCUCACAGAAAUGGAACUCACCGUAACAAAGUAGAAAACUCUCCUGUGUCAGAGAGUCAGCAUAAAAUUGGUAAAAAGUCUGUAAAAUGUGACACUUGUGGAAAAACCUUUCAGUUUAAAUCCAGACUGACUAAACAUCUGAGAGCUCACACAGGUGAGAAGCCUUAUUUGUGCAGCACCUGUGGGAAAGGCUUCAGUUACAAAUCACAUUUGAAACGUCAUCAAAGAAUUCACACAGGUGAGAAGCCUCAUUCUUGUAGCACCUGCGGGAAAAGUUUCAUUCAGAUGCCACAAUUGAUUACUCACAUGAGAGUCCACACGGGCGAGAAGCCGUAUUCUUGUAGCAGCUGCGGGAAAAGAUUUGGUGACUUAUCGGCAUUCAGAAAACACAAGAAAAUCCACACAGGUGAGAAGCCGCAUUCUUGUAGCACCUGUGGGAAGAGAUUCAUUCAGAUGAUGCAUGUGAGAAGGCACAUGAGAAUUCAUAUUGAUUAAACUGAGCUCACACUUGUAAGAAGCCAAAUCUCUGCUGCACUUAAGUGAAAGGAUGACCUCAUUUUCAGGUCAUUGUGGUCUGUUUUAUCUCUAAAGCAGUAAAAAAAAACAGUGGGAGAGAAAAAUUAGCACAAAAAAUAGCUCCACCUUGAGACAGCUACUCAAAGUCUGAAAACCCAGUUAACACUGGUUACUGUUUUACUUCUCAUAAAACAUUAACUACAUUUACUAAUCUGUAUUCACAUUUUCAUAACAGAUUCACGCUCAUCAUCCCUACAGUUUGCUUUCUAACUCACUGAAUUUCAGUGGAUACGGUCUCUGUGUCCUUAUUGAAAACAGUAUUUAUGUGAACUGCUAUUUUUAUUGUUUCGGUGUCUAGAACAGUGGUUCCCAAAGUGUGGGCCAUGCCCCCCCUACGACAGACUGGUGACCUGUCCAGGUUGUACUGAGGCACCCUGGACAGACCUCACUUUGAGCAUCUAGAAGUGACAAACAUCAAUCAUAUAAACUCGGUUUAUCAAACAGCUUUGUUACAGAAAAACAAACGUGAAAACAAAUAUUUUUGUCACAUGCUGCUCUUUAUAGCCAAGUUUUGAUUCCUUUGGUGUUCAGUAUUACACAGGGAUAAAAGAUGGAAAACAGAUUAGACCAAAAAUAUUGUAUCAAUAUGGAUAUCAGGUUACCCAUGAUGUGAUUUGUUUUCAUAAAACUUCAGGAUGUGCUGAAGGGUUAUG
Archocentrus centrarchus (flier cichlid) is the source of this 2045-nucleotide messenger RNA. RefSeq names its product zinc finger protein 250-like. NCBI's taxonomy places the organism in Eukaryota, Metazoa, Chordata, Actinopteri, Cichliformes, Cichlidae. Bases 250 to 1311 code for a protein of 353 amino acids. The record is from RefSeq and is a predicted model, not a curated record. Gene Ontology annotation, cellular component: nucleus. Gene Ontology annotation, biological process: regulation of gene expression. The transcript is spliced from 3 exons.